This is a messenger RNA of Neodiprion virginianus, 756 nucleotides long. RefSeq lists its product as uncharacterized. Gene Ontology annotation, molecular function: nucleic acid binding. The record is from RefSeq and is a predicted model, not a curated record. NCBI's taxonomy places the organism in Eukaryota, Metazoa, Arthropoda, Insecta, Hymenoptera, Diprionidae. The coding region runs from base 1 to 756 and encodes 251 amino acids. Gene Ontology annotation, biological process: DNA integration. The transcript has a single exon.
AUGCUAUCGUGGAUUGCACACUUCGGCAUUCCCUUGCGCAUUACUUCAGACCUGGGAGGACAAUUUGAGUCAAACUUAUUCAAAAAACUCUCGGAACUCCUAGGUUUCAAACACAAACGCACAACGGCUUACCACCCGCAAGCUAACGGACUCGUAGAACGCCUCCACCGUCAGCUAAAAGCAGCGCUACUCUGUCACGAGGACACGUGGUACGACGCGCUUCCCGCCGUGCUACUCGGACUCCGAGCCGCGUACAAAGAGGACAUCGAAGCGACUCCCGCUGAACUCGUCCUCGGCGAACCGUUACGACUGCCAGGCGAAUUCCUUGCGCCCUCAAGGCAAGACACGACCGCCCCCGAACUGGUACGGAUGCUGAGGAAGAACUUCCAAGAUCUGGCACCAGAACCCGCAUCGCGCCACACACACCAGCGCAUCUUUGUGCACCAAGACCUCGCAAACGCGUCACACGUCUUUAUCCGAAACGACCAAGUGCGACCGUCAUUCUCCGCCCCGUACGACGGCCCAUACCCAGUCGUCGACAAGCACGAGAAAUACUUCACCGUCAAACUACGUGGAAGAAACACGCCAGUUUCGAUCGACAGAUUGAAACCCGCGUAUCUGCUGCUCGACGAACUCCAAAGCCAACACGACACGGCCGGACCGUCUGCAUUGAGCGUACACCAGCCCGUCGCAAACAACGACGCCCCAACGACCGCGACUUCAAAAAAGAAAAAACAAGUCCGACUCGCGCUGUAA